Molecule: messenger RNA, 699 nt
Organism: Rotaria sp. Silwood2
Lineage: Eukaryota; Metazoa; Rotifera; Eurotatoria; Philodinida; Philodinidae
Source: the annotation of a GenBank genome assembly
GACAAGAUAAAUCUCAUCGAUUAAUAUCAAUAGUAUUAGCUCCGUUCUCCGAUAACAGGGACUUUCGAAAUGAUUUUUUGAAAAUCACCAUGGCAGCAGUGCCGCAGUGGCAGGUUCUCAGCCACGAUGGACAUCUCUGCUGCCACUUUCGAAUAAAAUUUUAAUUAAGACAAUCAAACUGUACAAAAAAUAAUACGCAAAUCUUUUGAACGGUUGAACAGUCAUUCAUGCUUCUUUUCGGAACGAACGUUUGAGACACCAUUUAUUUACAGUACUGAUCGUCGUAUAUUUUCAACAAAUAAAAUAAAUAGAGCAUCACCAACAAAAUAUUUCAAUAAUGAAUCUUAUUCAUAUCCACAAUAUAAUCCUCAUCGUAAAACUACAACAUAUAUGAUUGAAAGCCAACUAUACACACCAGUACAAUAUUAUUAUUCAUCACCAGUAGUACCACCUGUUACAACGAUAAUAACACCGAGAAUAACAAAUACAAAAACAUUUACAGGUCCAAGAGCUAGUUCAGCUAACUAUGAUCGAUUAUGUACACAUUGUAAUAAAGAAUCUCGAGUGAUAUUAGUAACAUAUUAUGAACGAAAAAAUCUCUUUCCAUAUUUAUGCAUUAAUUGUAAUAAUGAACUUUUGAAUCAUCGUCAAAAACCACUAUCCGAUCAGUCAAAACAUAAUCCCAUAUGGAAACCUUAA